Messenger RNA from Aspergillus candidus, 834 nucleotides. RefSeq lists its product as uncharacterized. The record is from RefSeq and is a predicted model, not a curated record. Lineage: Eukaryota; Fungi; Ascomycota; Eurotiomycetes; Eurotiales; Aspergillaceae. The transcript has a single exon. Bases 1 to 834 code for a protein of 277 amino acids.
AUGGAUCUCUCCUCCCUCGAAGGCCCCCCAAUCCCAAUCACCCGCCUGAGCGAAUCCCCCUCACCACCCAUCUCGCCCUUCAACGAUGCCGACCUUGCAGCACAACACAUCCCACGCAUCCAACUGGACCUCAACCUCCCCGCCGACAUCACCUGGGAUCUCAGCCCCGUCCCCAUCCCCAACAAGCACACUUACCACCCGCCCCCAACCCAACAACAAUCCACCCCCAGCUGGAGCGGCGUCGAAACCCUCUGGGAAACGACCUACUCGCGCCCCAGCAGCCGCAACACCCUCCACAACGACCACGACGACCUCUCCCACCGUCCACCCCAACGGACGCUCUCUCCCUCCGGAGCAGGAUCCUCCCGACCCAGCCACGGCCACAGCCGCAGCGAAAGCAGCGCCCACCAGCAACUCGUCUGGCUCGACAGCGAAAACAUCUGGGUCUUCGUGAACUCAGCCCCCGCAUCACCGGUAUCAAGACCAUGCUGGGCCAGCCACCCCACCCUGGCGCACUCGCGCUCCAUGGAAAGCACCACCUCAUCCGCCUCCUCCUCCACCCCAGCACACAUGAACGCCGUCGACCGCACGCCCAGACUGCGCGACAGCGCCGUGCUGGACGUGGCGGACAUGUCGCUCCCCGCGGCGAUGUUGCUACCGCCACCGCCUCCACCGUACGAGCGACACAUCUACGAUCGCCCGCUCCCGCCGCUGCCGCACGAGGCGGGGGGAACUGGUGGCGGCGGCUUUUGCGGCGGUGGGGGAGGACGCGAGGGGAGAAGGGGGUCGUCGAGAUGGGCUGCUGUGGCGAGGAGGAUCAAUCGGGUUGAAUGA